Messenger RNA from Penicillium waksmanii, 420 nucleotides. RefSeq lists its product as uncharacterized. The transcript has a single exon. The coding region runs from base 1 to 420 and encodes 139 amino acids. Lineage: Eukaryota; Fungi; Ascomycota; Eurotiomycetes; Eurotiales; Aspergillaceae. The record is from RefSeq and is a predicted model, not a curated record.
AUGGCGUGGAAUUUGACGAUCCAGGCGAAGACUCUUGGCACUUGUUUCGGACGGUGGAGUCGCGGUCAAGCAACGACGCUGAGUGGUGCAAAGCGCAGCUUAGAGCGAGGUCUUGGGAGCGAGGCGGACGUUGAUUCCACUCGUAUCCUUAGCCCAGUCGGGGUUCCACAAAAGACCAUCCUCAUCACGGUCGAAGCGUUGCUUCGUUCGGUCUUGAUUGCCCAGUCCAGCGAGGGCCAGCCACUGGGCAGAACCCCGAACGUAACACCACUAGCACCGCCAUUCGCGUUCAUGCGUGUUCAUUCGGCAAUUGGCAGAUGCAAUACGCAAGACACAGCAAAGACUCGUCACACGCCUCACAGGGCUAAGCCGGUAGACCCGAUUAAAUGGGGGAAGGACACGAGGCCCGGAAGGAUGUGA